Molecule: messenger RNA, 2388 nt
Organism: Lachnellula hyalina
Lineage: Eukaryota; Fungi; Ascomycota; Leotiomycetes; Helotiales; Lachnaceae
Product: Peptidase S41 family protein
Exons: 4
Coding region: 1-2388 (795 amino acids)
Biological process (GO): proteolysis
Molecular function (GO): serine-type peptidase activity
Source: RefSeq, a predicted model, not a curated record
AUGUUGCACGCCUUCACCACUCUCCUCCUGGCCACUUUGGUCUCAGGGUCAUGCAAUGCAGAUAAUUGUCUUCGCGCCAUGAGAGCAACUCAGACACCAGGUCGUCUCGAGGCUGCUCAAUCGUUCUGUGCUACUUUCACCCAGAGCUCCGUGGCUGCUACGGCUAUUCCGACGUAUGCCGCUGAGGCUUGCACGCUAGAUCAAAAUGGGAACCAAACAUUGAGGAUUUCGAGCGCCUGUAGCUGCAUUGCGGCAUCUACAACAUCAGUCACUAGUACGUCUAGUGCUUCGAGUACUUCUAGUGUAAUUGGAGGCGCGUGUGCAACUGUGAGUAGUCUAGCCGCUGCCCAAAGAGCUGUUUCUCCAGCUGCAACCCCAACUGUCGCAGCAUCAUUGGCAUAUGACUGCCUAAAUUCAGUUCCGUUACAUAAAGACGCAGCUCUUGCUUUGGUGGACUCUAUGGAACCGUAUCUGGAAUGGCAGUCAGACUCUGCAUACAAAAAAGAUCCCCCGCCAAAUUACUUUUACCCCCCUAUUGAUAUUUUCGGGUACCUUGCUUCAGUAAAGGCAAAUCUGGAAAAUGAUGUCUAUCCCAACGAAUAUGAGUUUCAGGCCGAUUUAUACAACGUAUUUGCAAAGGCUCAUGACGGACAUUUUGUUUUCUACCCUGAUGCCCUUACCGAAGCUAUUGAAUGGGGCAGACAACGAUCUCUAAUUUCAAUCAGCGUGGAUACAUUUUCGAUUCCUCAGAUUUAUCUCUAUGAGGACGCGACUUCUUGUCCAGACACUGCUUCUGUUGUUGUUCAAAUCAACGGCAUCGAUGCUGCCACUUAUGUAGCCGAUUUUGCUUACACCGCUUCGUUCAAUCAAGACGCUGAUGCCGCUUAUAAUACCAUGUUCUUCGAAAAAGCCUUUGUUGCAGGUGCUAUUUCUAAGGGCUACUUUUCGGGUGGAGGCCGAAUGAGGUACAUCUAUCCUGGUCCAAAUACCACAUUUACCUUUGAGAAUGGAACUGUUCUCACUCUAGAGAACGUCGGAAAGGUGAAAGGAGAUUUCACUGGGGUUACUGAUGGUCCAAGUUUCUACACCAAGUUCUGUUCGGGUUCAAACAGCGAAGAUGGAGCAGCCGAUGCCCUCAGUGCUACCGAUGCUGCUGAUGUGGUUGACCCUGGAUACCCAACUCCCAUUGAUAUCACAGGUGAUGGAAUUGUCUCUGGAUAUUACCUGGAUGGAAUAGGAUUCGAAGAUGUCGCUGUGAUCAGUCUUUUAGCUUUCGAGUCAGAGUCACCGCUUGAGUUUCAACAGACUGCACAGAAGUUCUUCGCCGAUGCCAUCAAGGCUGGAAAGACCAAGCUUGUGAUCGACCUGAGUGCGAAUGGUGGAGGCUAUAUUCUUCAAGGAUACGACCUUUUCCGGCAAUUGUUCCCACAGAUUACUCAAGAUGGGUUCUCGCGGCUUCGGGAAAGUGAUAGCUUACUUGCAAUUUCCAAAAUCUACUCUGAUUCUAUUCCGUCCGACUACGAUCCAAACACUGCAUCUGCCGAAACCAUUUCCCUUUACGAAAGCUUUUUUAACUACCGAUAUGAUCUCAACUUGCUUGAUCAGCCAUUCCAGUCUUUCAAUGAAAAGUUCGCUGCGCAUGUGUUCAAGUCAGACAUCUUUACCGAUAUUCUAAGAUGGAACCUAGAUGAUCCUCUUACUACAAGCAACGAAACCUUUGGAUUAGGCAUGGAUAUCACUGGUUAUGGAAGCCGCAAGAACUUCACGCAGCCUUUCGAAUCCGAUAAUAUGAUUAUGUUGAUGGAUGGAUAUUGUGCGUCGACGUGUACUCUAUUCGCCGAGAUGAUGCGUUUACAAGGGAAUGUCAAGACGAUUGCAAUGGGUGGCCGACCACAGGUUGGUGGUAUUCAAGGAGUGGGUGGUAUCAAGGGAGCUCAAAUCUUGGGCUGGGGAGACAUAUACGCCAAUGCUCAAGAGGCUUUGUCUAUAGGAAUUGCGACGCCCCAGGAAACAACAGCACUACAGCGCUUCUCAGAUCUACCCGUCAACCGAAGUUCGAGCAGCGGAAUCAACAUCAGAGACCAGAUCUUGCGGGGGAAUCUGAAUGACGGUGUGCCGGCACAAUUUGUUACUGAGGUGGCAGAUUGCAGGUUGUACUAUACACUGCCUAUGAUCACCAACGUAACGGAGCUUUGGAAGAGUGCUGCGAGCGCUGCGUUUAACGGUGGGAGCUGUGCUUCUGGAAGCUUGCCGAAGAGAGAAGCUGGUAUGGGUAUGGGGACUAAGAGGUCUGUGGUUUCGCAGCCCGCUGCACGACAUGUGGUCAAGAAGGAGAUUAAUAAAGAUGCACGGUGGAGCUUGAGACAUGGUAGGAAAGUCAUCGCGUAG